This is a messenger RNA of Paramecium sonneborni, 793 nucleotides long. The record is from the annotation of a GenBank genome assembly. Lineage: Eukaryota; Ciliophora; Oligohymenophorea; Peniculida; Parameciidae.
AUAAAAAUGCAUAAAAAGAGAUUCAAAUAAUUGCAACUUGAUUAACCUGCCACAAAAAAGCAAAGCUCUGCCUAUCGUAAAUUUUAUGAUGAAUAAUUUGUUCUCUAUCAAUAAAAAUUUCCUAAAAGAACCACAGAAGAAAUUACUAAUUUGGUUAAUCUAGAAUGGAAAAAGAGAGAGAAACUCAAUUAAUAGAAGUACUUCUAACAUCAUGGAUUUGUCAAUAUCAAUGAUACUGAUAGAGUCCCUGUUCCUUAACCACCUCCCCCAGUUAUGAUCAUGUUUUAUAAUUUAUAAUGUCUCUAUAGCUUCCAAAAACAAAUGAGACAGCAUCUAGAGAUGAUCCAUCCAGAGUACAAUGGAACAUAGAUAGAUCGUACUAUUAAAUUUGAAUGGGGUUCUAAUGCAGCCUUAAAAGAGAAAGCAGUCGAGGAAUAUAAAAUUUUGAGACAAGUUAUUUAGUAUAAAAUAUGUUUAGGAAUUUGAAAACCAAAAGAAAGAAUUUAUCAUUAAAUAUGGUUUCUGGCCAUAGUAUAAAAAAAACAAAGGUGAGUAAAUAAAAUAGAUCCAAUAAUCCAGCUAUCAGGCAAAUCCAUUGGCAUAUUUGCUCAACAAGAAAGUCAAAUAAGAAUGAAAUUAAUCAAAAUGAGUUUAAAAAAAAUACAACAAACUACUUACCAUAUAAGAACUUAAGAACUUUUAUCACUUCUCCGUUUCCUUAUAUAAGAUAUUUAGAAUUACUUAAUUUUUAAAUUAAAUCUUUUCUAUUUACUAAAAAGAGCGCCAAUUUCAG